Messenger RNA from Rotaria sordida, 1266 nucleotides. The record is from the annotation of a GenBank genome assembly. NCBI's taxonomy places the organism in Eukaryota, Metazoa, Rotifera, Eurotatoria, Philodinida, Philodinidae.
AUGUUCACUAACAUUAGUAAUCGAACAUUUUCUAUUAUUCGUCAUUGUUUAAAACCUUCAUUUCCUAUGCGAAUUCAAAAUGCAUCGACAAAAAUACGAUUUAAUUAUGAAGAUGCAUUUGAUCUUGAGUCUCAAUUAAAAGAUGAUGAACGAAUGAUACGUGAUCAAUUUCGUGAUUAUUGUCAAGAGAAAUUAAUGCCAAGAAUAAUUGAAGCAAAUAGAAAAGAAAUUUUUGAUAAGGAAAUUAUGCGUGAAUUAGGUGACCUGGGUGUUCUUGGUCCAACUAUUCAAGGUUAUGGUUGUGCUGGUAUUUCAUAUGUUGCAUAUGGGCUAUUAGCUAGAGAAGUUGAACGUGUCGAUAGUGGUUAUCGUUCAGCAUUUAGUGUUCAAUCAUCACUUGUUAUGUUUCCGAUCAAUGAAUUUGGAACAGAAGAACAAAAAGAAAAAUAUUUACCAAAAUUAGCUACUGCUGAAUUAAUCGGUUGUUUUGGUCUUACGGAACCAAAUCAUGGUUCUGAUCCUGGUUCUAUGGAAACACAAGCACGUUGGGAUGAAAAUAAACAGGUUUAUAUAUUAAAUGGGACAAAAUCAUGGAUUACUAAUUCUCCUAUUGCUGAUAUUGCUGUUGUAUGGGCAAAAUGUGACGAUAAAGAAAUUCGAGGAUUUAUUUUAGAAAGAUCUAUGAAAGGUUUUACAACACCAAAAAUUGAAGGCAAAUUUUCAUUACGUGCUUCAAUUACUGGACAAAUUUCUAUGGACGAUGUUCACGUACCAAAAGAAAAUUUAUUACCAAAAGUUAAAGGUUUAAAAGGUCCAUUCAGUUGUUUGAAUAAUGCACGAUAUGGUAUCGCAUGGGGAGCAUUAGGUGCUGCGGAAUUUUGUCUUCAUACUGCUCGUCAGUAUACUCUCGAACGAAAACAAUUUGGUCGACCAUUAGCACAAACUCAAUUGAUUCAAAAAAAAUUUGCUGAUAUGUUAACUGAAAUUUCAAUUGGCCUUCAAGCAUGUUAUCGUGUUGGUCAAUUAAAAGAUGACAAUCGAGCAACACCUGAAAUGAUAUCAUUAAUAAAACGAAAUUCAUGUGGUAAAUCACUUGAUAUAGCACGUCAAUGUCGAGAUGUUCUUGGUGGUAAUGGAAUCUCAGAUGAAUAUCAUAUUAUUCGACAUGUUAUGAACUUGGAAGCUGUUAAUACGUAUGAAGGAACACAUGAUAUUCAUGCAUUGAUACUUGGUCGAGCUAUAACUGGUUUACCAGCUUUCACUUGA